UGCGACUCAAAUCAUUCAAGAAAAAGUCAUAGCACAAUGAUGGAAUAUAAGUUAAUGUUAUUAGUUGGCUGUUUAGCUGGCAUAGUGUUGGCCAGAAGUGGAUAUACAUUAGAACCAAAGGGCGAUAAUUAUUUUCGAAAAGUAGACGACACUUUCCAGAGUGAACUUGAACUUAAAGUGAAAGUACAGGAUAUUAAAACCGAAUCAUGCUACAAUUCUUCUGAAGUGGAAUUGUACAGAAUUCCAUGGAAAGUUCAACUGUGCAAAGAUGUAAAAGAAGAUAGUGAAAAAUUAAAGGUCUCUUUACAGUCUGUAUUUGACGGUGAUUUAUCCAAGUCAUCAUCCAUUGUCAAUGGAAAAAUCCAAAUCGAACAUAAGGAAACAGGACAGGAAUCUUUAAAAAUGGAAUUAAACGAUGUUGAAUUUGAGAAAGCAAAUCUAGAAAUUUCUUUAUUUGAUGUAAAAUGGUCAGAUUUCACCGAUAAAUAUGUAAAGGAUGGUAUAGCAACGUUUAAAUUUUCAUUGUCUGUCAAGCGGCCAGUGCUGGUGCAAACUUUGGAACAUGUUUCAACAACAUUUCAGCUUCGAGUGUUUGAUGCUCUUAAUACUAAAGGUACAAAAUCGCCAAAUAUAGUACUUCGUGGAGUAAAAUGGUAUGUUUGGGCAGUUCCAUAUACCCAUGAUCAGGUGGAGAUGUUUUCAGUUUUUGUUGGUGGUAAUGCGAGUGACAUGGAUAUCAAUAGCACCUACAAUGUUAAAGCAACUAUCAAACUGUUGUCAAACGAAAAAGGUGGAAGCAAAGACAAAACAUAUAGUUUUGCUUACGAUUAUCACUGGAGAUCUUCGCUUUUUGGAGCAGUUAAUUUCAUCAAAAUGGAUGAUUUUAAGAACCCAGAAAAUAAAUUCAUUUUUGAGGAAAAUGCUUUACUUGAAAUAAAGUUGGCCGUGCAGGAGCCGAAGACUUUCCCGCAAUAACGAUGCGAAAAAACCUUAA
This is a messenger RNA of Contarinia nasturtii (swede midge), 994 nucleotides long. RefSeq lists its product as uncharacterized. Gene Ontology annotation, molecular function: protein binding. The coding region runs from base 37 to 975 and encodes 312 amino acids. NCBI's taxonomy places the organism in Eukaryota, Metazoa, Arthropoda, Insecta, Diptera, Cecidomyiidae. The record is from RefSeq and is a predicted model, not a curated record. The transcript is spliced from 2 exons.